AUGGUGGAGAAAGGAGUGGCUCCAAACGUUGUGACUUGCGGUACUUUUAUUGAGAUAUAUUGUAAGGAAGGAAACUUUGCAGAAGCUGAGAGGUUCUUAGGGAAUAUGGAUAAAAAGGGUGUGGUGCCUAAUAUUGUUGCAUAUAAUACUCUAAUAGAUGCAUAUAGCAAGAAAGAAAAAGUAAAGCAAGCUCAUGUGUUAAAAUCUAAAAUGAUAGAGAAGGGGAUAAUGCCAGAUGUAUUUACGUACACAUCACUGAUACAUGGGGAAUGUAUAGUUGGCAAGGUAGAUAAGGCUCUGAAGCUUUUCAAUGAAAUGUUGGUAAAGGGCAUAAGAAGCGUGAAGACAUAUACAGCAAUUAUUUGUGGUUUAUCCAAGGAGGGGAGAGCAGAUGAAGCUUUUAAGUUGUAUGACGAGAUGUUGAGAAUGGGUCUAACACCUGAUGAUAGAGUUUUUGCUGCACUUGUUGGCAGCCUUCAUAAACCCGGUUCUCAUGUUGCUGUCAAACAAAAUGAGUAUGGUGAACCAAAAAUAGACACGCCUGACGCCUCCAGCUGGCCAAACAAUGAUAUUCUAGUGUUGGGUAACAUAUACAAACCUCGGAAGGAAAGGUGGCUCAUACACGAUGACACAUCAGGUACUGUUGCAACCUAUGAAACAAUCCAUCAGGAUAUAUACAAUGUGACAGAAGAGAAACGUGCAAGCCUAAUUCUCCUUCCAUUCCACAAAGAACUAAACUCAGAAGGUGUGUUGGAAACAGCCAACAAUGCAUUCGGUGACAUAAACAAGAAUGUGUUGCAGGAACCACCUUGUUCUGUGGGGAUCCUUGUGAACCGUGGAUUCAGGCCAUUGUCUAAAACAACCAUGAACAUCAUUAUGGUUUUCAUCAGAGGGCCUGAUGAUCGCAAAGCCUUGUCAAUUGCAUGGAGAAUUGAUAGAAUCACUGUCAAAAAAGGGGUUUGCCGGUCACGAAAAUCCUGGUCAAAUGGAAACAUUUGUUGCCUGAAGAUGCCACUUGGGAAUUUUUUUAUGAUUUUAAACAAUGCUAUCCCUCGUUCAAACCUUGAGGACAAGGAGCUAUUAUUCUCAUCUGGUCAGGAUUGCGAGGGGCAGUUGCCUUGGCACUUUCAUUAUCAGUUAAGGCAUCGUUCAAGUGGCAAAUCAAUUGAAUUGACUCCAGAGACAGGAACACUGAUAGGUGAGUGA
This is a messenger RNA of Sphenostylis stenocarpa, 1206 nucleotides long. NCBI's taxonomy places the organism in Eukaryota, Viridiplantae, Streptophyta, Magnoliopsida, Fabales, Fabaceae. The record is from the annotation of a GenBank genome assembly.